Molecule: messenger RNA, 594 nt
Organism: Dovyalis caffra
Lineage: Eukaryota; Viridiplantae; Streptophyta; Magnoliopsida; Malpighiales; Salicaceae
Source: the annotation of a GenBank genome assembly
AUGGAAAAUUCAGUUCUAUUCCGUCCGCACCGCCUAUUCCUGGACACAGAUUCAGGGAUGCCACCUUAUAGCCAUGGAGGCAGGAAUUCAAGUGAUUACAGCCUCGAAAAUGAUGCAGAUUUUGAGAGCAACAUGGUGAUAGUUUUGAUAGCUUUGCUAUGUGGAUUAGUAUUUGCUCUUGCGAUGAACUCCAUAGCCCGUUAUGCUCUGAGAUGUGGCUAUAGAAUUGGCUUUGAGGCUCCACAGGAGGCUGCUUCACGCCUAGCUGCAGCUACUACUACUACUACUACAGGACUAAAGAAAAGUGCAUUGGGGCAGAUUCCGGUGGUAACAUAUAAAUCAGGACUAAACAUUCAGGACAGUGAUUGUCCGAUUUGCCUUGGAGAACUUUUGGAAGGCGAAAAGGUAAGAGUUCUACCAAAAUGUAGCCAUGGUUUCCAUGUUGAAUGUAUAGACAAAUGGUUACUGUUACACUCAUCUUGUCCCUUAUGCCGACAAGCAUUAGUACUUGAUCGGUCAACAAAUUCAAAGUAUAGUGACUUGGAAGAGGCGAAUUUGCCGGCCCAGAUGCCGGAAAAUGGGACCGGUGGAUGA